AUGGGUACUCCCAUGGUGGUCGCUCAACAUCUUUCCAUAGCAGGUCUAGAUUUUGAUGAUCCAUCCCUCUACCGGUCACUUGUCGGAGCUCUCCAAUAUCUCACAAUCACUCGAUCGAAUAUUACUCACGCUGUAAGUGUCGUCAGCCAAUUCAUGCACAAGCCAUCUAUUUCUCAUUUUCAAGCUGUAAAAAGGAUCCUACGCUAUGUUAAAGGGACUCUUCGGUUUGGUUUAUCUUUCACUCUAUCUUCUUCUCUAGAACUUCUUGCUUAUUCAGAUGCUGAUUGGGCUGGAUGUCCUGAUACGCGCCGCUCAAUAUCUGGCUAUGUUGUUUAUUUUGGCGGUAAUCUGGUGUCCUGGAGUUCCAAGAAACAGCCAACAGUUUCUCGAUCCAGUUGUGAAUCUAAAUACCGGGCAUUAGCCCUCACUGCUGCUGAGGUUAAGUGGCUACGACACCUUCUUCGGGAUCUUCAUGUAUCUCCUCCAUCUCCUCCAGUCCUACUCUGUGAUAAUCAAAGCUCCAUCUUUCUUGCCGUUAAUCCAGUUUCUCAUAAACGUUCCAAGCACAUUGAUUUGGAUUAUCAUUGUGAAUUUGUGACUUCCGGAGAGCUCAAGAUUCUCUAUGUUCCCACUCACUUACAAAUUGCCGACAUGUUCACCAAAAGUCUCGGCCGACCUGCCUUCAUCUUCCUACGUUCCAAGCUUCGCGUCUAUGAUUCUGAGAUUCUAGGCUUGCGGGGGGGUAUUACUAUUAUAGAAGGAUCCACACGAUCCUCCUCAAAUCAUGUUGUAAAUAAUGUUGUUCUUCAAUCCCAUGAUUCUAGGCAAUCCCUUGAUUUUAGACAAUAG
Carya illinoinensis is the source of this 849-nucleotide messenger RNA. RefSeq lists its product as uncharacterized. The coding region runs from base 1 to 849 and encodes 282 amino acids. The transcript has a single exon. The record is from RefSeq and is a predicted model, not a curated record. Lineage: Eukaryota; Viridiplantae; Streptophyta; Magnoliopsida; Fagales; Juglandaceae.